AUGGCUACGGCAAAGACCAUAUUUUUCUUGGGCAUUGCUUUCCUUUCUUGCAGCAUGAUAGGUGCAUCGCGUAACAUUGGGACUCGCCGAAGCCUCCUUCCAAAUAGUGGUCCUGCAAUUUUCGAUGUAAAAAAAUUCGGUGCUGUGGCAGAUGACAAGACUGACAAUAUUGACGCAUUUAGGGCUGCAUGGGGAGCAGCUUGCAAAAAUAGUACUGUUCCAGCAAAGGUUUUAAUCCCAGCAGGAACAUUUCGUGCUGGCCAAACUAUGUUCGCAGGGCCAUGUACCAGCCCAAAGCCCAUAACCGUUGAAGUUAUAGGAACUGUUAAAGCCACAACAGAUUUAUCUGAGUAUUACAGUCCAGAAUGGUUCACAUUUGAAGACAUUGACGGCUUGGAGUUGCAUGGCACAGGAGUUUUCGAUGGCCAAGGAGCCGUUAGUUGGCCGUUUAAUGACUGCAAGAAGACCAAGGGCCAAUGUGCUUCCCUCCCAGCUUCUCUGAAAUUCAAUCAAGUGAACAAUGCCAUCGUGACGGACAUCACUUCGUUAAAUAGCAUGCAGUUCCACUUUCAUCUUCAUGGCUGUAACAACAUUUCAUUCUCUAACCUCCACAUAACGGCACCUGGAAACAGUCCAAACACAGAUGGCAUGCAUAUUAGCUUGAGCGAUGGGAUUAACGUUUCUAAUAGCAUCAUUGGAACCGGCGAUGAUUGCAUUUCCGUUGGACAUAGCACCAGCAACAUUGCUAUCACUAACAUUACCUGCGGCCCGGGUCAUGGCAUCAGUGUUGGAAGCCUUGGUAAGAGACCAGAGGAGAAAAGUGUUAACGGUGUUACCGUUACAAAGUGCACCUUCAUAAACACAACCAACGGUGCCAGAAUCAAAACCUGGUUGGGGACAACUCCAGCGGAAGCAAAAAACAUUAUCUAUGAAGACCUCACAAUGACCAAUGUCCAAAAUCCCAUUGUUAUUGACCAGAGUUAUGGUUCCAAAAAGAAACGACAGGCAUCAACUUCGGUGUGGAAGAUAAGCGAUGUUCAUUUCCGUAAGAUAAAAGGAACUACAGUCUCAAACAUUGCAGUGUCUUUGCAAUGCAGCACACGAAACCCAUGCGAAGGUGUUGAGAUAGCCGAUGUUGAUUUGGCUUAUGCUGGCAAUCCGCGGAACAUGACUUUCUUAUCUUCUUGUUUGAAUGCAAAAGCUAUUUUCGGAGGGAUACUCAACCCUCCAGCUUGUGUUAAAUUAUUUUGA
Gastrolobium bilobum is the source of this 1251-nucleotide messenger RNA. Its product is annotated as exopolygalacturonase clone GBGE184-like. The record is from RefSeq and is a predicted model, not a curated record. Gene Ontology annotation, biological process: carbohydrate metabolic process. The transcript has 4 exons. The coding region runs from base 1 to 1251 and encodes 416 amino acids. NCBI's taxonomy places the organism in Eukaryota, Viridiplantae, Streptophyta, Magnoliopsida, Fabales, Fabaceae. Gene Ontology annotation, molecular function: polygalacturonase activity.